Molecule: messenger RNA, 2849 nt
Organism: Alexandromys fortis (reed vole)
Lineage: Eukaryota; Metazoa; Chordata; Mammalia; Rodentia; Cricetidae
Gene: Vps4b
Product: vacuolar protein sorting 4 homolog B
Exons: 11
Coding region: 193-1527 (444 amino acids)
Biological process (GO): vacuole organization; endosomal transport
Molecular function (GO): ATP binding; ATP hydrolysis activity
Source: RefSeq, a predicted model, not a curated record
UCUGUGGGGAGGGUCGGGUGGCUGGCGGAGUCCGUUGUAGAUUUACAGCUCCGGAGCCGAGGCUGCUGCUCGGGGUCUCAGAGCCACCGCAUCCGGCAGAGUGCGACUGUGACCCGAGCGCGACUCGACGGUACCGCUGCCGGUGGUCCUCGGCCCGCGCUCCUCCGCAGGGACCCGCCUCGGAGCUCCACCAUGGCGUCCACGAACACCAACCUCCAGAAAGCAAUAGAUCUUGCAAGCAAAGCAGCCCAGGAAGACAAGGCUGGGAACUAUGAGGAAGCUCUUCAGCUCUACCAGCAUGCUGUUCAGUAUUUUCUCCAUGUCGUUAAGUAUGAAGCACAAGGCGAUAAAGCCAAGCAGAGUAUCAGGGCCAAGUGUACCGAAUAUCUUGAUAGAGCAGAAAAAUUGAAGGAAUAUCUGAAGAAAAAAGAGAAGAAACCACAGAAGCCUGUGAAAGAGGAACAGUCAGGUCCAGUUGAUGAGAAGGGGAAUGAAAGUGAUGGAGAAGCAGAGUCUGAUGAUCCUGAGAAAAAGAAACUACAGAAUCAACUUCAAGGUGCCAUUGUUAUAGAGCGACCAAAUGUAAAAUGGAGUGAUGUUGCUGGUCUUGAAGGAGCCAAAGAAGCACUUAAAGAGGCUGUGAUUCUGCCUAUUAAAUUUCCUCAUCUAUUUACAGGAAAGAGGACACCGUGGAGAGGAAUCCUAUUAUUUGGACCACCAGGAACAGGGAAAUCCUAUUUAGCCAAAGCUGUUGCAACGGAAGCAAACAACUCAACAUUUUUCUCAAUAUCUUCCUCUGACCUUGUUUCUAAGUGGCUAGGGGAAAGUGAAAAACUGGUUAAGAACUUAUUCCAGCUUGCCAGAGAGAAUAAGCCUUCCAUUAUCUUCAUCGAUGAGAUUGAUUCUCUUUGUGGUUCGAGGAGUGAAAAUGAAAGUGAAGCUGCACGGAGAAUUAAGACCGAAUUCCUGGUUCAAAUGCAAGGAGUUGGUGUGGACAAUGAUGGCAUUUUAGUUCUGGGAGCUACAAACAUACCCUGGGUUCUGGAUUCUGCAAUUAGGCGGAGAUUUGAGAAACGUAUUUAUAUUCCUUUGCCUGAAGCACAUGCCCGUGCAGCCAUGUUUAAAUUGCACUUGGGCAGCACUCAGAACAGCCUCACAGAAGCAGACUUCCAAGAACUUGGGAGGAAGACGGAUGGCUAUUCAGGAGCAGAUAUAAGUAUCAUUGUUCGGGAUGCUCUUAUGCAGCCUGUUAGAAAAGUUCAGUCAGCUACUCACUUCAAAAAGGUUCGUGGACCCUCAAGAGCUGACCCUAACUGCAUUGUAAAUGACCUGCUGACCCCCUGCUCUCCAGGAGACCCCGGGGCUGUGGAGAUGACAUGGAUGGACGUUCCUGGAGAUAAACUCUUAGAGCCAGUUGUUUCCAUGUGGGACAUGCUGCGGUCUCUGUCCAGCACUAAACCUACCGUCAAUGAGCAUGACUUGUUGAAAUUAAAAAAGUUUACAGAGGAUUUCGGUCAGGAAGGCUAGUGCAAGGCAGCAACAACAUGUUUACUCUACACUUCCUCUUUUCUAGGUAUUUUGCCUUUCUUGGAUGACAUUCAGAAUAUUUCCAGUAAACUUUCACACAGGAAAACAUACGUCUCCCUUCAGUGUUUCUUUAGGCUUGUGUUGUACUUUUUCCUACACUACCUGUUAAAUUCUCCAGCUAACAAAAGUUGUAAGGAAGCGACUCGGCAAUGGUAUGAAAAACAGCAUAGACCUGAACAGUGAGGAGAGCCUCGAACUUGGCUUGAGGGCUGCAUUUAGGGUUUCUAAGAGCGCUCUUUCAAAGAGCAGCGUCUUUCCUUCCUUCCUUCGUUUCUUCCUUUUUUUCCUUAAGGAAAUUGAAAUAGGGCUAAUGCUAAUGAUAAUUAUCUUGGAAAAAAUCUUUAAGCAUUCUUAUCAAUGUAAAGUUACUGCUUUAUUAAAAAUUAAAAACGGUAGAAUCUUUUCUCUCAGGGAUGGGCGGUAAAGCACAGAGCACUGUGAUGUAUUUGGGGGUUUGUGGCACAGCCAGUGCUCCUGUUGACCUUGUAAUGGGUUGAGUCUUCCUGUGUAGAUAAAGUGAUUCCUCUCCAGGCCACAGGCUUUUCUCUCUACAUGACACCUUUCACUGUGCACUCAGAGACUUUCUAAGCUAGUCAUCACCUUCACCUUGGAGCAGAAAGUUGUCUAUUUCAGUGUCUUUUUGUAGCUAAGAUUGACCAAAAGAGGUGGCAAAGAAGUAUACUUUUUUUUGGAAUUGUUAUGAAAUAUUGUAAUGGGAACCUUUAAUAAUAAGAAACUGGCUUCCCUUUGGACUUCAGGAUAAUUCCUGUGUAUAACGUGUGUGUGUGUGUGUACAUAUAUAUAUGUAAUUUUUUAAUAUAGGAAAGCGAGAAUCUUGUCUUUUACUUUUAAGUUCAGGGAGCAGUUUGUCCUAGCUACACAAACAUUAUCAGUGUGGUAUUUCAUGAAACUUUAGCGAUAAACUGAUGUCUCAUUAAACAUAGCAUCAUGUUAUUUUAAUGUCUUCAAAUAAAUGAUCUGAGUGUAUGUGUCACACACUUGUGUACCAACUCUGAGUUGUGCCUUGGACAUUUGCAUUGACUACAUGCAAACAAUUACUAGGUUAUCUAGAAUUGCUAUGCAGUUCUACCUUGCAAGUGCUACACAGUAAUUGCAUUUUAAAGAAUAUUUGCACAUUUUACAUGCUAUACUAUAUGAUUGCCUUUAGGUUUUCUGUACAGAUUUUUUUUUGUUGAUAUUUGAUGAAAAUCCUAGGACUGAGAUAAAUACUGUUCUUAUGUGAAGUAAAUUGCUAUAAUCUA